Molecule: messenger RNA, 1083 nt
Organism: Ogataea polymorpha
Lineage: Eukaryota; Fungi; Ascomycota; Pichiomycetes; Pichiales; Pichiaceae
Exons: 2
Coding region: 1-1083 (360 amino acids)
Cellular component (GO): cytoplasm
Molecular function (GO): GTPase activity
Source: RefSeq, a predicted model, not a curated record
AUGCCUCCGUAUGGACAGAUCGUGAUCGGUCCUCCCGGCGCCGGGAAAUCGACAUACUGCAAUGGCAUGAACCUGUUUUUGAAUUCAAUAGGCAGAAACUCACUGAUAGUGAACCUGGAUCCGGCAAACGAUCUUUUGCCAUACCAUUGCACAAUCGAUAUUAGAGACUUCAUCACGCUCGAGGAAAUCAUGAACGACGAGAAUAUACGAUUGGGCCCUAACGGAGGCCUGGUAUAUUGUUUGGAAGUGUUUGAGCAAAGCAUCCAGUAUUUCAUCGAGAAGAUCAAAGACUUGAUGUCCCUUAGUCUAGACGGACAAUCCACAUACAUUAUAUUCGAUUGCCCCGGACAAACAGAGCUGUUUACCAACAAUCCGAUAUUCAGAAAGAUCUUCAGUAAACUGGAGAAAGAGCUUGAUUUCAGGUUUUGUGUGGUGUCUCUAGUAGAUUCUAUCAAUCUGGUCACCCCGUCCUACUAUAUUUCGAUGCUGCUCUUGACUUUGAGGUCAAUGCUUCAGAUGGAUUUGCCCCAAGUGAAUGUCAUUUCAAAAAUUGAUCUUUUGAAAUCGUACAUUGACGAAGGUGGCUUGCCCUUCAGGUUGCAAUACUAUACGGAAGUUCAAGACUUAAACCAGCUCUUGCCAUAUGUCAGGACAGAGAAUAAUCAACGGGGUUACUUUAAUGAGAAAUAUGAGAGGCUGACAACCUUGAUAGCGGAUCUGAUCGAGGAUUUCGGAUUGAUCCAGUACACAGUUCUGGCAAUUGAGGAUAAAAUUUCGAUGAUCAAUCUUCUUUCAAUAAUUGACAAGGCCAAUGGGUAUUGUUUUGGAACGAACGAGCUUGGAGGCGACUCCAUCUGGUCCGAUGCUGUGCGACAAUCAUCAUUGGCGUUUAUGGAAGAUAUUGACAUCCAUGAAAGAUGGAUCGAUGAGAAGGAGCAAUGGGAUGAGCUUGAAGAAGAAAAACGUAACGAAUUGGAAGAGUACUUCCAGAAUAUACAAGCAAAGCAGGAUCCCGAAGACGAAUGGGAAGCCGCACUGCGAGACUGGGAAAUGAAGCAAGAUAUAGAAACUAAACGAGCGUAA